UUUCACAAAAAAUCUUCGGAUAGAGAAUACCGGCUUAUAACGUGUCGACGUAAACGUCAUUUGCUGUCUUCGCGAAGACUUGGACCGAAGCUAGGGAAUUCAACGAAAAAUACACCUUUCUACGACAACGUUUUGACACAAAAUAAUCAAGAUGCACGGUGGAAAUGCUACAAGGUCCAGCGUUAAAAUAUUUGCGAAUAUUUUUAUAUCCUUCGUGGGAGCUGGCGUGCUUGGAUUACCCUAUGCAUUCAAAGAGGCUGGCAUCUGGGAGGGGAUUCUCAUCAUGCUGUUUGUUGCAGUUGUCAGCAUGAAGGCCAUGUUGUUAUUAAUCGACUGCAAGUACAAGCUAGAAGAGAGGAAAGAAGUCCGGAAGCUUUUCAAAGUAUCCCCCAUUCCAAGACCUGAUGCAGAGAAAGGAGACGGGGGAGGAGGUGGAGGAGGAGACAAGGAAGAGAUGGAGAACCUCAUAAAUGGAAACUCAGAAAAUAGUGAAAAAGAAGUGGUAAUGUGUGGAGAGUCCAAUGGAGAGGUUCAUGUCGUCUCAGGAAGCAAGAAUUCCAAGACAGAGGUAAAAAAGUCUCGCCGUUUUCAAUGCGAAAAUGAGCAUUUGAAGGAGUUAAAUUAUGGAGAUCUUGCUUAUUAUGCUAUUGGAAGCAAAGGAAGGUUGAUUGUUGAGAUGUCAAUAGUCAUUUCUCAAACAGGUUUUUGUUGCAGUUAUUUGAUAUUCAUCUCAUCAAAUCUGGCAGCUCUCUUUCAGCAUCUUACUAUGUAUCAUUAUAUAGUGUUCAUGCUUCCUGGGUGCUGUGCUUUAUCUCUUCUAAGACAUCUCAAUAAAUUAGCAUUGUUCAGCUUGAUGGCAGACUUUGCCAAUGUUUUUGCAUACACAGUUGUGUUUUGGUUUGACUUUGAACACAUACACAAUGUACCAAUUCAUCCAAAGACAAUGUCAUUAGAAGGCUUUCCAUUCUUUUUAGUGAUAGCAUUCUACUGUUAUGAGGGAGCUGGAAUGAUUUUAGAUCUUGAAAGUUCCGUAGCUAUGGAGAAAAGGGAAAAAUUUAGAUCGAUAUUCAAAUUGGCAAUUGCUUCAAUGACAAGCUUAUUUAUUGGGUUCGGAGCCUGUGGGUAUUUGUCUUUUGGUCCUGAAACCAUGAACAUCAUUACUCUCAAUCUACCAGAUGGUGUAUUACCCCAUGCUGUACAGGCUCUAUUAUCAUUCUCUUUAUACUUCACAUACCCUGUCAUGAUGUUCCCUGUUAUAAGAAUCAUGGAGAAGAGAUUGAUAAAUGACCCUAAUAAUGAGGUUAUUAAAGGGAAUUUUCUGCGACUAGGGAUGGUUUUAUUGACUGCUGUGGUGGUGGUGUUAAUACCAAACUUUACUACCCUCAUGGCAUUAGUGGGGGCGACAUGUUGCACCCUCUUAGCAUUUAUUCUACCGGGGCUUAUACAUUGGAGGAUAUUCCAAGAGUCUCGUUCAUGUUUUGCCAAGAUUUUAGAUGUACUACUCAUAUUUAUGGGUUGUUUAGCAACCGUUCUAGGGACGAUAGAUGCCCUGAAGAGAUUGUUUCCUUCCCUAGAUCCCAACCACACAGUUGUAGAUACUGGAAUAUGAAGGCUGUAAUCAACAUCCCAUCCAACAAGCAAAGACCAAAUAGAGUUCAAGUUAUAGAUUAGCUAAUGAUUGUGUGCUAUGUGAUGAGAGAGUUUAAUGUGGGUUGGGGAUGGGGAAUCCCUAGUCAGUCACAUCUCAGCAAUGAUAACCUGGGGCCAGUAACACAAAGCAUAAUCAUUGAUUUUGGGACUGAUUUUCACAAUUGAUUCCAUUGGUUAAUAUGUGCAAUCAGUUGUAAAAAUGAUAAGUACGAUCACAUGCUAUUAAGGUUUGUGUUCUGUGAGGCUCAGGCAUGUCUCUUAUUGGCUCCUUUCAUUAAUAAUAAGGUCUGUCUGGACAAGACUAAUUACUGCAUUCUGCAUAAUAAAUCACUUAUAAUACUGACAAAAUACCAUUCCAUUUCAUUACUGAUGAGAAAAUGCAUGACUUUUUUUUAUUUAUAAACAUUGAAUAUGUGAUGCAUAGAAUCAUUAUUAUGUUGAUCAAUUUGACGGAAAGCACAGAUACAUGCAGGGAGUGAUGGAAAAUGAUUUUCUGUUCUCUGUAUUGUUACUGCUAUACUUUUGAAUGGAUCAAAUUCAAAACAAAUGGAUCAAAUUCAAAACAGGCAUUGUGGAAAAUGGAUAGUGCAACUGAAUUUAAUUUGAAGUUAAAAUCUAAUAAGAUGUAAUGUUGGUACCUAGACAUUUUCACAUGACAAAUAAUGCUGUAUAUUAAUUGAGUAUAUGUGUACAUCUCAACAUGAUUGGAACUGGUAUUCACAAAAGAAAAAUGAUAGUGAAGAUUAAAUGUGCUGAAUGCUAAACAGCAUGAACAGGUCUACGAUUGACAUAUAAUUUGGUAUUAUUGAUGUGACUUCGCUAUAAAUAAUUACAGGCGCUGAUCCAGAAUCAGACUUUUGUGGGGUGCGACUUUGUCAAAAAAAGUUGACAAGCAAAUACAAAGAAAAAGGAAUAAAUGCCAUUUUUCAGGAUGUGCACUGAAGCCAAUCUAUAGGAUGCACCAUUAUAUUUUCAAAUUAUACGGGAUAGGGUAUUUAUAUUGCGCACAUAUCCACCUUGUUAGGUGCUCAAGGCGCUC
Molecule: messenger RNA, 2689 nt
Organism: Lytechinus variegatus (green sea urchin)
Lineage: Eukaryota; Metazoa; Echinodermata; Echinoidea; Temnopleuroida; Toxopneustidae
Product: amino acid transporter AVT3B-like
Exons: 14
Coding region: 152-1609 (485 amino acids)
Biological process (GO): amino acid transmembrane transport
Cellular component (GO): vacuolar membrane
Molecular function (GO): amino acid transmembrane transporter activity
Source: RefSeq, a predicted model, not a curated record